Chelonoidis abingdonii (Abingdon island giant tortoise) is the source of this 1945-nucleotide messenger RNA. It is a transcript of the gene SLAMF8, whose product is annotated as SLAM family member 8. Lineage: Eukaryota; Metazoa; Chordata; Testudines; Testudinidae. The record is from RefSeq and is a predicted model, not a curated record. Gene Ontology annotation, cellular component: membrane.
UCCAAAAAGCACCCUAGCAGGCUCUGGAGUAGCGAGAUGGUGGCAUGGCUCGUGCUGGCUCUGCUCCUGCACAAAGCCCCACAAACCAGAGCCCGUGCCACUGUGAAGGUGACAGGAGUGGUGGGGAGAGCCGUGUCUCUGGGAGUCGACGUCCCCCCAGGGUUCCAAGUCAGGGAUGCCAUCUGGAGGUACCUGGCACCAACAGAAGAGCUAGUGGCCACCUACUUCAGGGGCUCAGCGGAAACCCUGUACCAAUCCCGUUUCUAUGGGCGGAGCCGGCUCCACAGUAACCUCACCCUGGAGAUCGGUCCGGUGGAACUGGGAGAUAGCGGCACCUUCUCAGCCCUGCUGGUGAACACACGAGGACAGACAGAGACACGCGUGCUGCACCUGGCAGUCUAUGAAGUGGUUUCCCGGCUGACACUGCAGGUGUUCACAUCGGAGAGCAGUCGCAGCGGCUCUGCAAGGGUCUGCGAGGUGUUCUUGACCUGUGUGGCGGCCGGUGGCACCAACGUAUCCUACAGCUGGGGCAGAACAGAUGGCGAGAUGCUGAGCAUGGACAAGCACUCUCUCUUUGAGGCUGGCCUGGUCCUAUGGGCUAAGCUGGACCCCUUGGAUAGGCAGGUGUCCUACACCUGUACUGCAGCUAACGCUGUCAGUCGGGAAUCAGCUACCAUCGCACCCUGGGAACACUGCCAGAGGGAAGCAGGUUCGGAAGAUGCUGUGUACGACUAUAGGAACAUCCUGCUCAUUGCUGUGCCCCUCUCUGUCCUGGUUCUGGCAGUGGCUGUCUUCGGGCUCCUUCUCUCUUGGAAGUGCUCAGGGAAGCAAAGAACAAAACCGCUGUUCGAUGCCUCAGAGCCUGACGCAGCCUCUAUCUAGGAAUUGACGCUGUGUGCAGAGCAGAGGAGACUCUUUCUGCAAGAGCAGCCCUCCUUUCUCUUUGUUGCUGGCGAGGCAGAAAACUCAUAAGGUUUGCUUGACCCACAUUCUCUUUUCUUCUGGAGAACGUCUGAGGGGGCUGGCAGCUUCCAUUGCCCCGGUGACAGCUGGGUGACUGUGAGAGUCACUGUGGGUCAGGAUCCCAGCACAGACUUGCUUUCGGCCACAGAAGCAUUAACCAGCUCUCAGAGCACUCGCUCACCCUUUGAACUGUUUCUCUUCCAGACCCCCACCUUCAAAAACAUGCAGACAUUUUUACUGAAUUUGCUUGUUUCUGUCUACAAUUUUCAUCAGCAUUACUGAAUAGACCUGAAUAGUUCUCAGCUCAACAGCAUCCUCCGGGGAACUCAGACCUCACCAGGAAACCCAUUCGAAGGCCUGAUCUUCACUGCAAAAAAAGGAAAAAGGGAUGUCCUUACCUGGAGUUUGCUGACUCGAGGUGACUGGCUCAAGGUGUAACUGUAGAGAAGGCAAGGCAAUUUGUCAUUUCACACACGGUGGCCAGUUGAGCUAACCCUUGGCCCUCCCAUAGUCUUUAACUAACCAGCUAACUUGGGUGAAGAUGCCAAACUGCCGUGACUUGAUGAGGGUUUUACCUCUAGUUCCUACAUUCAUAGAUUCUAAGGUCAAAAGGGACCACGGAGAACAUGUCACCUGUCCUCCAGGAUAACACAGGCCAAAGAACUGCCCCCAAAAUGAUUCCGGCUUGAACUAGAAAAUAUCUAUCAAGUUAAGAGCACUUUUUUCCCAGUGAAAACAAGCUCAGCUGAGUGCAUGUUGGGUGCUGAGCAUUCUUGAGUAUCUGGCCCUUAUUUAGGUGUCUAACUGGGAAUGCUUUUAUGAAAAUGUGGGUCCAGCUGUAGCUGCAGAGUCCAUGGCAAUCUGGCCCUCACUCCACCUAUACAGGUACCUGUUACCAUUCUCAAGACUUUCAAAAGAGAGGUUUAUCUGAGUAUAAAGUACAAAUUAUCUUCAGCAUGUUCAGAAACUGCUUGGAAGUUCA